GAGUUGAACAUACCAGCUGAUACUUAUACUGGUGACAUUCCCCAUGUGACUGUUGUCACAGUUGAUGAUCUUUAUGUAUUCAUGGGACGGGAACUUGAAGCUGUAGAAAAUAUCCCAGCCGGAAAUGUGUUAGGUAUAGGGGGUCUAGAAGAUUAUGUUUUAAAGUCAGCUACAAUCUCAAGUACAUUGAACUGCCCACCAUUUACAGAAAUGCAGUUUGAGGCAGCUCCUAUAGUCAGAGUAGCUAUAGAACCAAAGAAUACAGGUGACAUGUCAAAGCUGGUACAUGGGUUGAGACUAUUAAACCAGGCUGAUCCUUGUGUAGAACUGUUGGUCCAAGAAACAGGGGAGCACGUCAUAAUUGCAGCUGGGGAGGUCCAUCUACAAAGAUGCAUUGAUGACAUCACAAAGUUGUACGCUAAGAUUGAGGUGAAUGUGUCUCCACCUAUAGUGCCAUUUAGAGAGACCAUAGUUAUCCCGCCCACUAUAGACAUGGUAAAUGAGGUGAUUGAAGAAACCAACCAACCAUCAAGAGAUACUUCAAAACAGAACAUAAAUAGAUCUAACAAACAGGAGGCAUCAGAAUCCAACAAACAGGAUAUGACUGGGUCCUCCAAACAGGAUGACACUGAAGCUGAUACAGAAAAAGAAGGUCCCACCAAUGGUAUCACAGAAGUUAAAACUGCAAACGGCAGAUGUACUAUUGGCAUUAGGGCAGCACCAUUGCCCGAGGCUGCUACAAAACUACUACUGAAUAAUGCCCAACUUCUCAAGACACUAGCAAUGCAUAUUAAAACAACAGAAAAUGAAUCUAAAUCAGAUAAUCAAAAGAGCCUUAAUAUUGAUGUUGUGAAAGGUCUACAAACAUUGAAAAGUAAUUUGACAGAAGCAUUUAAUGAGUCAAAUGAUCCUAUAUGGACAGAUGCGAUUGAUAGAAUAUGGUGUGUUGGGCCAAGACAUAAUGGUCCUAAUAUCUUAUUGAACAGAAUAGAGGGCUAUAACCGCCCAUCCAUAUGGAGUGCUAUAGAGGAUUCAAAUAGUAAGUUAAACCUUUGGGAGUAUGACAACAGUAUAGCCAGUGGCUUUCAAUUAGCGACUCUGUCAGGUCCCAUUUGUGAAGAACCCAUGAUGGGAGUUGGCUUUAUCAUUGAAAAAUGGGAGCUACAUGGCCGUAAACAUAAACUGAGCACUAACGAGGGAACGGAAAAAGAUGAUGAUGAAUUGAAAUCUCAGGAUAUAAUUGAAACACCAAUUAACACUACAGAUGAUAAACAAGAUAUUGAAGAUGACAACACUGAAUCUGACACUGACUCAGAUGACCACACUAAUAAUGAGGAAAUUAAUGAAACCACUAAAAAAUUAUCUAAAAUUACAUUUGUUGAGCCAAGGAGUGAUGAGGGUCCCCCAGUUAGACAGAAAGUCCUGGCACAUGGUCCAUUUAGUGGCCAGUUGAUGUCCUGUGUGAAAUAUGGGUGCAGAAAAGCCUUUCAAAGCCAGCCACAGAGACUCAUGGCUGCCAUGUAUGCUUGUGAAAUACAGUGUACUGCUGAAGUUUUAGGCAAGAUGUAUGGAGUACUAGGCAAAAGGAAUGGUCGUAUCUUGAGUGAUGACAUGAAGGAGGGGACCCAGAUGUUCAAUGUGGAGGCAGUGCUACCAAUCAUAGAGAGUUUUGGCUUUGCAGAAGAGAUCAGGAAGAAGACAAGUGGACUUGCAAGCCCUCAGCUCAAGUUCACCCAUUGGGAGGUUGUUGAUGUAGACCCCUAUUGGGUGCCGACUACGGAUGAAGAGUAUAUUCACUUUGGUGAGAAGGCAGACAGCGCAAACCAAGCUGAGAAAUACAUGAACCAAGUCAGGAAACGCAAAGGACUCAAGGUGCAAGAGAAAAUUGUUGAACAUGCUGAAAAACAACGGACUUUAAAAAAGAAUAAAUAAAUUUGAAUUUUAUUUAUUGAGAAGGGUGUAUGCAAUAAAGUCAGAAAUGCGAUUAUGCAAAUUAUAUUUUUUAUAUUUGUUGCCUUGGUAAUUGUUACUAUGACAUUAUGAACCAGU
Messenger RNA from Owenia fusiformis, 2049 nucleotides. The record is from the annotation of a GenBank genome assembly. NCBI's taxonomy places the organism in Eukaryota, Metazoa, Annelida, Polychaeta, Sabellida, Oweniidae.